Messenger RNA from Drosophila obscura, 1353 nucleotides. RefSeq names its product low choriolytic enzyme. Gene Ontology annotation, biological process: proteolysis. Gene Ontology annotation, molecular function: metalloendopeptidase activity; zinc ion binding. NCBI's taxonomy places the organism in Eukaryota, Metazoa, Arthropoda, Insecta, Diptera, Drosophilidae. The transcript has 2 exons. The record is from RefSeq and is a predicted model, not a curated record. Bases 241 to 1245 code for a protein of 334 amino acids.
GGAUGCGAUGCCCAACAUUCAACAUUAUUUAGCUUUUAUUUUCGCACAUUUUGCAUAAAUUAAACUGCCAUGGCGCUGCUGUCGCCACACACACCACACACACACUAUCGCGUUGGUAGUCGAGUCGCCCGCCGGCCGCUUGGUUACCCGGGGUUCAGUUACCAAUUUUGUGUGCAGCUGUGCGGUUUGGAUGCGGCAUGGCAUGGACUCUAAGAGGCGAAAACAAAUAACGAUCAUCGAAUGGAAAUAGUUACAGCAAAGAAAACUCAAAAUCCCAGGCCCAUUAUCAUGUGUGCACAAUUAAGUGGAGGAGUGCUGGUGGUGGUACUGGUGCUAGUGGUGGCCUCGCCACCAGCCAGUGAAAGUGCCAAGCUGCCGACGCGCCAAUAUCCCGCUGGCGUGGACUUCUUCGAGCACGAGUUCACCAGCGUCGCAGCAGACGAAUACGAUCCGUAUGGGCCGGACAUUGGCAACGAUGACCUGGGCAUCGAUGACCCUGAAACGAUGCCCCGGCUGUUCCAGGGCGACAUAGCCAUCGAUCCGUACACCUACAUAACCCUGCGACUGGGCGUGAAUCCAAUGCGACACCCGAAGCGCCUGUGGCCCAACGGCACCAUCCCCUUCGAGAUCAGUCCGCGCUACGUGAACGAGGAGCGCGAGGCCAUUGUGCAGGCUCUGAAGACCUUCAAUUCGCUGACCUGCAUCCACUUUGUGCCCUACGACGGCGAGGUCGAGGACUAUCUGCUGAUCGAGCCGCCCGAGGAAGGACCAAAGGGUUGCUGGUCCUACGUGGGCAAGCGUGGCGGCGAGCAGGUCGUCUCGCUUCAGCGGCCGGACGAGACCAGCGCCCACUGCUUCAGCAGCGAGGGCCGGAUCAUGCACGAGCUGAUGCACGCCAUUGGCAUCUACCACGAGCAGUCGCGCGCGGAUCGCGACAACUUUGUGAAGAUCCACUGGGAGAACAUUGUGCCGCGGUUCCGGAAGAACUUCAAGCUGAUCUCGCGCAAGAAGGGCAAGUAUGCCUACGACUACGACUACAACUCGGUGAUGCACUACGGCGAGUUCUACUUCAGCAAGAAGAAGGGCCAGAAGCCCACCAUGACGCCACUGCAGCCGGGCGUCCGCAUUGGCCAGCGCAAGACGAUCAGCAAGAUCGACUGCCUCAAGAUCAACGAGCUGUACGGCUGCCUCCAGGGGCGUCGUGCCAAAAUGUACCGAGGCUUCUGCCACCUGCUGGGACUGUAGAGUCGUUUCACAGCGCCGCUUCCCCUCCUUUAUCUGAAUCACAUUGAUUUGUUAAUUUUAUUUGAUAAUUCGUAGACUAUAAUAAAUUAUCGCCCUGAAAAUCGAAAU